Molecule: messenger RNA, 2261 nt
Organism: Sciurus carolinensis (gray squirrel)
Lineage: Eukaryota; Metazoa; Chordata; Mammalia; Rodentia; Sciuridae
Product: CD48 antigen-like
Exons: 7
Coding region: 148-1215 (355 amino acids)
Source: RefSeq, a predicted model, not a curated record
GCGGCACCGGCAUCCAGGGAGGGUUUUCUUGCCUGAAAGGCACUGGGCAGCACAGAAGCACUGCUGAUCAGCAAGAGUCCAGUCCCAGGAUCAGAGUCGUGAGCAAGCCGCCCUGAAGACAGCUGAAGAGGCCGGCAGGCAGCCGGGAUGGGACACUGCUCACAAGACUACUAUCUCUGCUGGACCACCAGGCUCCUGAGAGUCAUUAACCUUCUCUGUGCCUGCUGCUCUUUAGCCAAGAGUUCUGGAGCUCAUGGUUCUGGGAUUAAAGAAUUUAGAACCCACACUUCUCUGAAGGCAAUCCGAGGAGGUUCUGUCUUGUUGCAUGCGAUCCCAGAGCCAGGAGAACAUACCAGGGUAGAGGAGAGCUCCUGGGGUUAUGGCCCUGAGUCACAGUCUAUACUACUGCUGAGAAUCCGGAAUGGGAAAGAAGACCCACAAUGGUUCGGCCUUGAGGACAAGUACAAGCAGAGGGUCCAGGUGCCCAACAUGACUUCCCUGAGGAUUCACAAUUUGACCUCACAGGACAGUGGGCAGUACUGGGCCCAGGUCACAUUUCCUAAAGGAAGACUAAUUAAACUAGUUUUUCACCUUGAUGUUUAUGAUCCUGUGCCCCCUGCCCAGAUCCGGGCCACAUCAGUGUCUAUCACACCCAGCUGGUGCAAUGUCACUCUGGAGUGUGGGGCCACAGGGGCUUUAGAUGUGCUGAAUGUAACCUGGGGCAGCAAGGGCCUCCCCACGGAGCUAGAGCAGAGAGGGACACCAGGAUCCACCGAUCCCGGGACCCUGGCCGUGAGCCUGCCUCUGAGCCAGCCCAAUGUCAGCCUCACCUGUGUCGUCAGCAAUCCAGUGGGCCAGAAAAAUGCCACCGUAGACCUUGUUGACAUCUGUAGCCAAGAUGGAGAGCUCACAGCUAGCCGCAUGCGAGGCGUUGUAGGGGCCCUCCUGGCUGUGUUUUUCAUCCUGGGAGUUGGAGUGUUCCUUUGGAACAUAUGUAAGAAGAAGAAAAAGAAGAAGAAGAUGGAGAUGGAAAGAGGAUUGCCGGAGGACCCGGGGGUCAAGGACGAUGGAGUCUACUAUGCACAGCUGGUGGAACCGGAAUCUCUGAAGGGCAAGCAGAAGGAUGUUGAUGAAAAACAUCUGGAAGGAAAGGAGCCUUGCACUAGUAUCUAUAGUGAGGUUCAGAGACCAGGCCAGGCCGUGAAGAUCACUUAGUUGGAGGAAGGAGGAGAAUCCAGCACUAGCGAGACACCUGCACUCCGAACCUGACACCGGCAGAUACCUACUUCCUCUGAUUUCCAUCCAGCUCAAGAUGUUGCUGGUCUGCAUUAGCCUGACCUGGUGGUCAUAUCUCUACCUCUUUGGGCACAUAUGACCCUGCCACUUCUUCUGCCACCUUCCCAAGCUGCCCUCACACUCAGGACUACCAUGCCAUCAAGCCAGGGUUCUUCCUGUCAUUGAUGUGGCUUUUGACCCCUCUCUUUCGGAAGCCUUCCCAAAGAGAACCUUGCCUGACUCUGCAUGUGGCAAAGUCUCACCACAUCUGCUGUGUCACUGGUGUCAUUCUGAGACCCCAGGUCCAGGUGUGGGGACUGUGAAGAAGUGCUGACUUUGCUCCAGCGGAGGGUGUUAAGAUGGGUUCUGCAUGCUGAAUUGGGAUUGAGGGAGGCAGCAUGACUUCCUUUCCAGGUUUUCCUUCCUUUCCUUGUGUAGGGUUUUUCUGGAGCUGAGUGUGUGUGUGUGUGUUGGGAGAGUUUCUAGUAUACAUUAUACACCUGGGCCAGAGUUGCAUUCCUGAAUAUCUGUGCUAACCUGGACUUAAGCCUCAAUCUCCUGCAAACCCUUCUUCCUGUAGACUGGGAAAAGGAAGCCAUAUCAUUUCAGACCCUUCUCAAUUUUCUCUUUCUGGGAGAAUGACCCUGGACCCCACAGACUGGGGUUGCACUCUUAACAAAACUGCUUCAACUCUGCUCCUGGCCCAGGAAGGGGUCACUUGGUAGAAUGGGUGGGUAAUGUUCCCUCACUCCGCUCGGGGACAGCUGUGGUUGUGAAGCUUGCAUCCGACCUCUGAUACAAGAGAUUCAAACAGCGUCAUGAGGACAGCCCUCUCCAGCCUCUGCUCCUGACCCUCAGCCUGCUGCAGCCCCGCUGCCCCAAAUCUAAGGUCAGCUCCUCUUUUGUUUUUGAGAGUCAGACAGGUUUAUUAGCAAAUGGCCUAACAUAAUAUUAAAAAUUAUAUUAAAAACUAUCAGUUUGCCUUA